AUGGUCUUCCGCUGUCAGACGUGUAAGAGCCGCCAUGUCAAGUGUGACGCUGUGCAGCCGAUAUGCAGUCGAUGCAAGAAGGCGGGUCGGACCUGCAAAUGGGAUCCGAAUGAUCACGUUGCUGAGACGGGCCUGCAUUUCAAGAUCGAGAAUUCAUUUGCUGGAGGCCAACCUAGACGGCCGAGGAAAGUAAAGGAACUGGUAUCCGAACCGGUAGAUUUCCCGAGCCUUGCACCUCUGAGUAUCCCAGCAGCACCUUCUCACGCCGUGGACGUCCAAGCUUUUCAUUACUGGUUGGAGAAUUUCAUGUUUCGGCUUAAAGAUCUACCUGAUAUCGGACAUGAGUACAAUGCUUAUGUUAUCUUCCAUUGGGCUCGUGCUCGGCCGGGAUCGGGUUUGCAUCUGGGCCUCUUUGCUUAUUCGCAUGCCGUCUUUGGACGAGCGAAUCGUAUGGAAAAGGCUCUCGAGGAUGCGGCCAGGGCUCAUUCUCAAGCCAUCGUGACCAUGCAGAAAGAGAUGGAGGACUUUGAACAAUUACCUGAUGAAAAUAUCGACCAGCUCCUCGUUACAACCAUGCUUAUGAGCAGUUAUCAGAAUACCAUGUAUGGAAUCCAGAUACCUCAUCCUUCUUCCGCUGUUGACGAGGUCGGAUCACGGCUUUGGCAAAGCCUUUGCCAUCACGAAGGAGCCUUGGCCCUUCUGAAGCUUCGACAGGAACAUGGACGUCCGCCAUAUUUGCCGCUCCACAGAGUCGUCAGACGACAAGUAAUCCGAACUUGCAUCCUCCGUGGUGUUCCUGUUCCCGACUUCCUCCAAAGUGGUGGAGACUAUGGAGAAGAAGGGCCCGCUCUCGAAGUCGAUGCUUUCAUGGUUCGGGUAGCGACUUUGCGAAACAAGUCUAUGUUCCUACUCUCUAGAGAAAGUCUCGAUCCUCCUUUUGAUACACAAAUUUUCGAAGAUGUCGCAAUCAAAGCGCUAGAGCUUCACAGCGCCAUCGCCUCGUGGUCCGAAAGCCUUCCCGAAGACUGGACGUUUUCUACCCGAUUCUCAUCUGAAAGUUUGAAUGGGAGAGGCCACGUUUACAGCAACACCCUACAUACAUAUUUUACGCAUGGUCAUGCCGCGAUCUGGAAUCGGUACCGCGCCAUCCAACUCAUUGUUAACAGCAUUCGUCUCCGGUCCCUUUCACAUCAGCUCGAAACCCUGGACUACCCAUCCCAGCGUUCCUUGGUCGUUAUACAACAAGAGGCAUGCCGCAAUAAUAUGGAAUUGUUGACAGCCGAUUUGUGUGCUGGUGUGCUGUUCUUCUUUAAUUCUCUCGAUCCUACAGGAUUAAGAACUCUCCAGCUUGGAAAGUUCACCAUCACGACCGAUGAUGAGAUCCUCCCCAAGGUGGCAGGGCUCCUUGCCUGGCCUCUCACUGUCGCCGUCAGUUGCGAAUAUAUCACAGAGUCACAGAGACAGUGGCUAAAGGGAAAAUUGAAGAUUGUCGCGAAGUCCUUAGGAGAUGCCGUUCUUGAGUCUGUUGUGGAACAAGGCGAAUUCAGAUUCUGA
Messenger RNA from Hyaloscypha bicolor E, 1554 nucleotides. RefSeq lists its product as uncharacterized. NCBI's taxonomy places the organism in Eukaryota, Fungi, Ascomycota, Leotiomycetes, Helotiales, Hyaloscyphaceae. Gene Ontology annotation, biological process: regulation of DNA-templated transcription. The transcript is spliced from 4 exons. The record is from RefSeq and is a predicted model, not a curated record. The coding region runs from base 1 to 1554 and encodes 517 amino acids. Gene Ontology annotation, molecular function: DNA-binding transcription factor activity, RNA polymerase II-specific; zinc ion binding.